CUCGCUCCCGCCCCGACGCAGUGACGCAGCAGCCUGUUGGUCUUUCACUCAGUUGGUGACGACUGUUGUGAAAAUGGCCUCGACUCUGCCCGCAGCUCCGGUUAACCGGAGAAGAUGACGCGUUGAGCUACACGUAGAGAACCAACGAAGAAGAAGAAGAAGAAGAGAAGAAGAAGAAGGAGAACCAGAACCAGAACCCGGAAGCAGAGCGCACGCCGCUACGGGAGCCGACAUGGAGGACUUCAACUCCAACAUCAACGCGGACCUGGAGGUGCGGAAGCUGCAGGACCUGGUGAAGAAGCUGGAGCAGCAGAACGAGCAGCUACGGGGCCGGUCAACCGGGCCGAGCCGGGCCAGCGGGCCGAACCGGGCCAGCGGGCCGAGCCGGGCCAGCGGGCUGGAGAACAGACGCUCCUACGACGGCUUCAGGAGGCCGUGUGAGAACGACGCGGCCUCCUCCUGCUGCUCCUCUCUGCUCUGCGAGGAGGAGCAGACGUCCAUCCUGGAUGAGGUGGACAUCCUGGACCUGGAGGACAUGGACUGUCUGCAUGAGGACGAGGACAGCUGGUUAUAUGAGGCGAAGGUGGACAGUCCCAUGCAGAAAGCCCUGAGUCCUAUCGUGUGGUGCCGCCAAGCUCUUGACAACCCCAGUCCAGAGAUGGAGUCGGCCAAGCGCUCCCUCAUCCACAGACUGGACCUCACAAUGUCAGCCAACAAGCGGCGGAGCCUGUAUGGAAGCCCCUACAACCAGCAGAGUUAUGGAAGCCCGUAUAGCACAAACGCAGCCAACAGCCCUUACAGCAGCGGCUUCAACUCGCCCUCCUCCACCCCCAGCAAAGUGCCCACCGUCAGGCAGCAGCUGAUGCCCGGGAACGCAGCACACCAGCGGAACACGGCGGCGGCGGCGGAGAGGAAUCCUCCGGCGGUGAGCCCGCAGUCGUCCGUGGACAGCGAGCUGAGCACCUCGGAAAUGGAUGAGGACUCCGUGGGCUCCUCAAAUACCUACAAACUCAACGACGUCACUGAUGUUCAGAUCCUGGCCCGCAUGCAGGAAGAGAGUUUGAGACAGGACUACGCGGCGACGGCGUCCCGGCGGAGCUCCGGUUCGUCCUGUCACUCUCUGCGUCGCAGCACCUUCAGCGACCAGGAGCUGGACGCACACAGCCUGGAGGACGAGGAGGAGGCGGUGCACCCGGCCUUCCACCUGCCCUCCAGCCGCUUCAGCCUCCCCCGACACUCCCCCCGCGCCUCCCCGAGGAACUCGCCACGCUCUCGCUCCCCGGCCCGCUCCAUCGACUACAGCCACAGCCGCGGCUCGCCUCAGCCCGUCAUCAGCCGCCUGCAGCAGCCUCGCCACUCGCUGCAGGGCCACGGCCACGACAUGCAGACCAACGUGGUGAAGAACGAAGAAAAGCUUCGCCGCAGUCUUCCCAACCUCACACGCGCCUCGGUGGCCACAGCGACCCAGAAUCCUGAACCCGUGAAGAACAGCCGCAGCUGUGAGUCCAACCUGCAAGUGCCAAACGGAGGCUCUCCUCGACACCAGAAUCAGUCUGCUACAGCAGCAGCUCAACUCCCGAGAUACUCGACCCCCUCUCGCUCCUCCCCGAAACCCAAACAGCACCUCCAGAGCCCGACUGCCCUGAGAGUCCCCCUCUCCUGUUGCUUUGGAGAAGAAGGUGAUUUCAUCCCGUCUCCCAGUAAGCUGCGGACUCCCGUCACCCCGUCCCCGCUGGCCUUGAGGCAGCCGGUGAAGGCCACAUCGAACCCCAGCUCCGCCACCUCCACCCCCACCCGCUCCCUGGCUGCCCCACGCAGCGGCCUGCCCCGGCCCAGUGCUUCUUCUGGAGGGGGGAUCCCUCUGCCCCGCAGCAAACUGGCCCAACCUGUGCGCAGAUCUCUUCCUGCUCCUCGGUCCUACAGCGGCCAAGGAGAAAACUGGAGAGAAGGUUGUUACUGAAACGAGGCCAGCAGGGGGCGCUCCAAUCAAAGCAUCAACACGAGGAGGCAGACAUUUCAACAUGAUGGCACUUUAUCUACCUAGAUACCUUUUACAGUGGAGACAGAGAGAGAGACACAGAGAGAGAGAGACUAUGUCCCACAAAUAUAUAUAUAUAUAAAUAUAUAGUCAGAUUUUUUUUUAAAAGGGAGAGGAGUGUCUGCAUGGCGUCAAAGAGGAGCUCCCAUCGUGUCCCUCUGGCUCUGGAGGGGUCCGGCAUGUAGGACAGACAGAAAAAAAAUGCCAAAGAAACCAGCUCGGCAGAGGACGCGUCUCCUGCCUCGGUUUGACUGACUCCAUAUGACUCCAUAUGACUCCAUUACCCAGCAUCCCCUCCCACUCCUCUUCUGAUUUCAUCUCCCUCAGGUCGAAAUGUCUCCAUGCAUUUCUCUCUUUAUGCUCUGUGUUCAGCAGAUGUCGGUGAGCGAUCUCUAUGAUGAUGAUGAUGAUGAUGAUGAUGAUGAUGAAAAGUGUUCCCCCCCUAAAUGUUAGAGAGAAUUGUCGAUGUCUUGCAACAGUGAGAGCUCCUCCGUGUGAGUAGGACGCUUAAAAUAAUCUUUCCUCUUGUAAAAAAAAAAAAAAAUCAGCCAGAAUGUAUGCACAAAGUUUUUUGGGACAAAAUUAUUUAUUCAAAUUAUUUAAGAAAAUUUGUGUCCUAAACAUCCAUAUCAGUAUUUUUAGUUUUGAAGAAUUCAAUUGUUAGAAAAAAAAGGAAAAUGUACGUUUUUAAACCUCGACUGCAAGCUAACUCUCCAAAGCCUUUUAUUGUUUUCUAAGUGUCAAAAUCAGGACGUGGUGAUAAACGACACCUCGCCUCUGACUUCAACAGUUUGCCAAGAUUAAACUUUUCCAUUGACGAGAGAUCUGUCCGUUUAAAAACAGCUUGACGUAAUCUCAAAAACAUAUUUAAUCCCCGCUCUCCCAUUCGACAAAUGAAACCAGAGUUAUGUCAGUGUCUUUCAUUAAUGCCAUGAAACAAAAGAAUCUUGAAUAAGACGUUGAGUUGAAUACGUUUUGCUGGCUUUAACCUCUUGUGCUAUAAAAACAUUAGUGGAAAGGUGUGCCGGUGUUCUGGUAAUCGGUGUGGUGGAUGUUCUGAAACUAGUGCCUAUAAUUUAAAGUUUCACUUGCUUGUUCGUUUAUCAUUUCGUGCCAAUUUCAGUUUUCUUUUUGCCAAUAUAGUUUUGCAUUUCUGCUUGAUUGAUUUGCCUUUUUUGUUUGUUUUAGUUUUUUGUUAUUUGAAAUCAAUGCAUUUAUAAUUGCUUUAAAAAUAUUGUUUAAAAUGCGCCUUCAUAUUUAUAUCAAAUUAGUCAUUCUGUAAAUGAAACUAUUUAUUAAAGAAAGGUGCCUCUGUCAAAGCUCAGAUUCAGUGGGGAAGCUCUGAACGAAUGUUGCAAAAAAGACAAAACCACACCUUUUGUGUGAAAAGUUUUUGUUAUUGAACUUUUUUUUAUAUCCACGACCAUGACAUUCAGUUUCCCCUGUGUAAAGUCACAUUUCAAAUAAAA
Anoplopoma fimbria (sablefish) is the source of this 3507-nucleotide messenger RNA. It is a transcript of the gene slain2, whose product is annotated as SLAIN motif family, member 2. Gene Ontology annotation, biological process: microtubule nucleation; positive regulation of microtubule polymerization; cytoplasmic microtubule organization. Lineage: Eukaryota; Metazoa; Chordata; Actinopteri; Perciformes; Anoplopomatidae. The record is from RefSeq and is a predicted model, not a curated record. Gene Ontology annotation, cellular component: microtubule plus-end.